AUGAUUAGACUCGCAGGAAACGCUCUCAUCACUGGCGCGGGACUGGGUAUUGGUAGAGCUACAACUCUAGCAUACGCCAAAGCCGGUGCCGCUGGAAUCGCGAUUGCAGAUGUGAAUAUAGAAAGGCUCAAGGCUGUUGCAGCUGAGGCGAAGAAGAUUGCCACGAACAAGAGCUUUGAGGUGGUUCCUGUGCACACAGACGUAACCAAUGAGGAAUCCGUUCGAAACAUGGUUGAAACGACCGUCAAAUCCCUGGGACGAAUCGAUUAUGCAUGUAACAUUGCUGGAAUGGCAGUCCAGAAGAACACCCUGGCCUGCAAUGUAACAAAGGAAGAGUGGGACUUUACGAACAAUGUAAACGUCAACGGAGUACUCUUCUGCCAGCGCGAAGAACUCAAAGCAAUGAUGAAGCAAGACCUAGAAUCCUGGGAAGGCCGAGACGGGUUCCGGGGGUCGAUCGUCAACAUGUCCUCCGUGGCCGGGUUCUUUGCAGCCCACAGCGCAAUCACUUACAUAGCCGGCAAGCACGCCGUGAUCGGGAUGAGUAGAACCGCUGCUCUCGAUCAUGCACCCGAUGGCAUCAGGGUCAACUCGGUCUGCCCGGGCCCCGUGGGAACGGAAAUGCUCACCCGCAUGAGCCCCACCGCGGACUUUCCGGGCUCGACAAUGCAGAAGCGCAUUGGCACGCCGGAGGAGAUCGCGGAUGUGGUGGUGUUUUUGGGCAGUCCGAUGGCGAGCUAUGUUACGGGUGCGUCGUGGAUAGUGGAUGGUGGGUAUUGCGCGUUUUAA
Morchella sextelata is the source of this 789-nucleotide messenger RNA. RefSeq lists its product as uncharacterized. Bases 1 to 789 code for a protein of 262 amino acids. The transcript is spliced from 4 exons. NCBI's taxonomy places the organism in Eukaryota, Fungi, Ascomycota, Pezizomycetes, Pezizales, Morchellaceae. The record is from RefSeq and is a predicted model, not a curated record.